AUAACUGCCACCAGGUACGCCAACCCGACGCUAAGUCCCAUCCGCAGCCCUCCUCCAUCAGUCGCCUCACCCUCGACACCAUGGCUGCACCUCCUCCCUGCGAAACCUGCUUCGUGCAGCCCGCCAUGCCCGGGUCUGCGUACUGCGGGAAGACGUGCGAGGACAAGGAUAAGUGCGAGCUUUGCCAUAAGCGCCCGAAAUACAAGGGCGGGAAGCAGCCGUCGUCAUACUGCAGUAAGACCUGCGCAGACAAUGCGAAGGCCUUAAGGUCGCCCACUCCUGCGAAAUCGCCUUCGCUGAAGUCAAAUCAGUCCUCUAAGUCGAGUGGUCCAGCCUGCGCCAUCGUCACCUGUAAGCGCACCGCUCACGAGAACGCUGACGGCACCUAUGGGCGCUACUGUUCGGUUAGCCACAAGAAGCUAGGGGAAGCGAUAUGCCUCUACUGUCGCAAGGGAGAGAGGAGGGCCAACUCUGCGUUCUGCAGCCGCACUUGCCGAGACGAGGCGGCCAACAAGGGUCCCAUUCUUAUGGAGAUCCCCUCGGACCAUGCCAUCUUCGCGAGCGUUGCCGACCAGUUCACUGGUUCGUGGAGGCAUCCGACGAAGUGUCCCGGCGUGAAGCGCAUAUACAAGAUCAUGCCGGAUCAGGCAACGUGCGAGCAGUACAACAAAUAUCGCGCGGACGUAGAAACACGCGGCAACUUUGCGGCGCGAGGCAUGACUGCGGGCAAUGAGCAGCGCCGCUGGCAUGGCACGAAGCGCAAGUGCACGCUCGGCGACAUGGGUCAGGCGAAGCUAUGCGGCGACACGACCUGCUGUCUUUGCAAUAUUAUCAAGACGUCUUUCGACUUGACUGCUUUCGGGAAGAACACGGGCUGGGGCAGAUUCGGGCGAGGCAUAUACACGUCGUCGACGUCGUCUAAAUCGAACGACUACUCCAAGAACAUUGACGCCAGCGCCUUGUCGCCUCUAAAGGCUGUUCUCCUGAACCGUGUCGUCGUAGGCAGGGGGGACAAGACCUACUUCAACCACUCGACAUGGACCAGCGCUCCGCCAGGCUUCGACUCCGUACUGGCGGAACCCUUCACCAUCCCUCUCGCUGGCGCUCUCAACUACGAUGAGGUCGUAGUCUACCGUAACGAGGCCAUACGCCCGGCGUAUCUGGUCUUGUACAAGGCCUGAAAUUUCUUCUCAUCACCUCGACGCUCGCCGGACGAGACGUCAACAGUUCUCGAUUAUUCCCACUCGCCUCUGUAUUCUAUUCGUAUCGAAACCACACUUCACAUGCUUGUACUUGUAACAUUCUCCCUGCAAUAUAUGUCUCUAGUCACUACCAAACGAGGGUAAAAGCUGCAGCCUAUUCUGAGCAGACGCCGAACCGGCGGCACGCAUAGUCAUAUCCGCUACAAAUGAGGGCAUAGAGGGAGGAAAAC
Messenger RNA from Schizophyllum commune H4-8, 1432 nucleotides. RefSeq names its product ADP-ribosylation. Bases 81 to 1181 code for a protein of 366 amino acids. The transcript is spliced from 10 exons. The record is from RefSeq and is a predicted model, not a curated record. Lineage: Eukaryota; Fungi; Basidiomycota; Agaricomycetes; Agaricales; Schizophyllaceae. Gene Ontology annotation, molecular function: NAD+ poly-ADP-ribosyltransferase activity.